Molecule: messenger RNA, 663 nt
Organism: Ctenocephalides felis (cat flea)
Lineage: Eukaryota; Metazoa; Arthropoda; Insecta; Siphonaptera; Pulicidae
Product: zinc finger protein 59-like
Exons: 3
Coding region: 1-663 (220 amino acids)
Biological process (GO): regulation of DNA-templated transcription
Molecular function (GO): RNA polymerase II cis-regulatory region sequence-specific DNA binding; DNA-binding transcription factor activity, RNA polymerase II-specific
Source: RefSeq, a predicted model, not a curated record
AUGUCUGAAGCAACACUUUUUAACAAAACAAUUAAAACCGAACCGAUCGAUGAUUAUCCUCAAGUGAAACAGGAAUUUGAUGAUUGUGAAAAUACAUCAGAUUUGUAUAUGGAUGAUGAUAUAUGUCGGCAGCAAUUUUUAAAAUCUGAGGUUACAAUUGACGAGGAAAUAAAACAAGAGACGAUUGAUGACCAAGAUCAUGUGACUAGUGUUUCAGAUAAAAAUUCUUAUAUGUGUGAUGAAAAGAUCAGUGAAUCAAGUAAUUUUGUGGAGAGCACAAACAAAUCAUUUGAAGAAGUUUCAGGAAAAAGUGAAACAACUAAUAACUUGAAACCGUAUAAAUGUGAAUCAUGCAAUAAAACAUUCACAACAAAACAAAGCUUACAACAACAUGAAAUGAUUCACACUGGGGAACGUCCUCAUGAGUGCAAAAUAUGCAAUAAAAGAUUUUUAUGGUUAAGUAAUUUAAGAAAACAUUUAUCAAUUGAGGAUGUUCAAGGCUUAAAAGUGUUUGUGCAUAAUGAAGUUUUACUUGGAAUUACAGAUGUGGAUCUAGGAAGACUUCAAGUGAACAAAGCCCACGAGUUGUACCUUGUUGAUAAGAAGCAUUGUCUAGUUUUAAAGAGCUUCUCAGGUCGUACUGUUUGUACUACAGUAUUGUAA